This is a messenger RNA of Papaver somniferum (opium poppy), 1196 nucleotides long. RefSeq lists its product as uncharacterized. Lineage: Eukaryota; Viridiplantae; Streptophyta; Magnoliopsida; Ranunculales; Papaveraceae. The record is from RefSeq and is a predicted model, not a curated record. The coding region runs from base 253 to 801 and encodes 182 amino acids. The transcript has 2 exons.
AGUUCUGUAAUGAAGGGAUACAAUAUCAGAAAAUGAGAGUCAAGACUCAUAAGCGUCAUUAGUGGAUCUAAUUUGCUUUCAGAUUUUCCAUCUUCCAAAAAAUAAAUAAGACAGCAAGCAAGGUGUUGGAACUCCCACAAAAUUAAAUAGAUGUACAGACAGAUCAAGAAAUGAAACGACGUAACUGAAAAACCAAUAAAGUACUACUAGUAGAGGAGAAAAAACAGAGCAAGUGAGUGAGUGAGGGUUGAGAUGAGGAAUAUCAUCAAACCUUUUUCUACUUCUUCAUCACCAUCUUAUGUUCAAAAUCAUAUAUCUUGGUCGUUGGUUCAAACAAUUAUUGGAAUUGGAUCUCUAAUUGUUUUAGCUCCUCUGUUCUUUUGUGUGUCAACUAAUCAAUGCAUAUAUCAUCAAAAGAUGGCUCUUCUCCAUCAUGAUCAAGUCCAUGAUUAUAAUGGUGAUAAGCAAUCAAAAGUGACGUCAUCACCACCAUUAUCAUCAAUACUUAGACCUUUCAAUGGAGCUUCUAGUGAUCAUUACUAUUAUCCAUUAAACUUAAUAAAGAAGAACCAACAAACGGGAGAUUAUUAUGAUGAGAAACUAAAGAAGAUAGAAUCGGAACUUGGUAGCGUCAGAGUUUUCUUAAAAGAAAUUGCUGCUGUUUCUGUUCAUCUGAACUCAUCUACAACACAUGAAGAUAUUAUUUCCAGUGACGGUCCAGAUUAUUACAUCCCAAAUGGUCAAAUUUACGGGUGCACAUAUCCUACCCAUAUCCGUCAACCCUACCCGACAGUUUUUUAACCGUAUCCUACCCUAUCCACUAUUUGGCAGGUAGGGUGGCGGGUAAAGAUUUUCUUAACCGCCAGUAAACGGGUAGGGUGGCGGGUAUAGGCCAUAUCCUAUCCAUCCUACCUAGGAAUGCACAUACCCUAUUUAUACCCGCCAACCCUACCCUACCCGCCAGUUUUUUAAUUGUAUCCUACCCUAUCCAUUAUUUGGCGGGUAGGGUGGCGGGUAAAGAUUUUCUUAACCGCCAGUAAACGGGUAGGGUGGCGGGUAUAGGCCAUAUUCUACCCACCCUACCCGUUGUGCAGCCCUAGUCAAAUUUACAGGAAUCCUUACUUAUUUCAUGCGUAUGUAUAAUUUUUUCUUUUUUCCGUUUCAUUUCUGAUAUUUUUUCAACCGAUUUUUGUUUU